UUUUGAGACGCACCCGGUAUUAUAAGUAGCUUAUCUUAUUAUCGCAGGCACUUGAGACCCUGCAAUAAUAUAAAUAUUUCUCGGUAGUAAAUACAUUAAUUCAUUUAUAAGCGUUGUGUGGAUUUUAAAAGAUAAUAUGGAUGCUAUUAGAAACGGUUGGUUUAGUGAAAUAUCCGAGUUGUGGCCGGGACAAAGUUUUUCAUUAAAAAUUAAGGAAGUACUGUUUCAUGGAAAAUCGGACUACCAGGACGUCCUUAUUGUACAAACGACAAAUCAUGGUAGAGCUCUAAUUUUAGAUGGAAUUAUCCAAUGCACGGAAUUUGAUGAAUUUUCUUAUCAGGAAAUGAUCAGCUUCUUGCCAUUAUGCGCUCAUAAAAAUCCUGAAAAAGUACUAAUUGUUGGUGGUGGCGAUGGUGGAGUUGCUAGGGAAGUACAAAAGCAUCCGUUGGUCAAGACUUUUGUUCAAGUAGAAAUCGACGAUAUGGUAAUACAACAGAGUAAAAUUCAUCUCCCCUUUAUGGCCAAAGGUUUCGACUCUCCGAAACUGACGUUAGAAGUAUGCGAUGGGUUUGAAUAUAUGAAGAACCAUCAAAACGAAUUUGAUGUAAUUAUUACCGAUUCUUCUGACCCAGUGGGCCCUGCUGUUAACCUCUUUACAGAAAGUUACUUCAAAUUACUGAAAACUGCUUUAAAACCUAAUGGUGAGCACUGAUAGUAUAUUAUAUAU
This is a messenger RNA of Sitophilus oryzae (rice weevil), 727 nucleotides long. Its product is annotated as spermidine synthase. Gene Ontology annotation, cellular component: cytosol. Gene Ontology annotation, biological process: spermidine biosynthetic process. The transcript has 4 exons. NCBI's taxonomy places the organism in Eukaryota, Metazoa, Arthropoda, Insecta, Coleoptera, Curculionidae. The coding region runs from base 137 to 712 and encodes 191 amino acids. Gene Ontology annotation, molecular function: spermidine synthase activity. The record is from RefSeq and is a predicted model, not a curated record.